GUCUACGUGCCAUCAUCCUCGUCCUCAGAUGCAGUUUAAGCCUGAGCUCUGACAGGACGCUCACUGUGUCUCAGUGUGACCUCGACGCGGCUCAGAAAAUGGUGACUGGAGGAUUUUUGCAGAUGCUCAGGAAGAGAAAGGAGCUCAUCCCUCUGAUCGGCAUCACGGGGCUCGCAGCGGCGGGAGCCACCACGGCCUGCUUCUACUUCCUGUUCACCAAAUCAGACGUCAUACUGAACAAAAGCAUGAACCCUGAGCCCUGGGAGCAGCUCGACCCGACUAAACCACGCAAGCUCCUCACCAUUAAUCAGCAGUGGAAGCCGGUGGAGGAACUGGAGAUGGUGAAGAAACUGACCAAGUAAUCAUCUCAUAAUGGUGUGUGUGUGUGUGUGUGUGUGUGUGUGUGUGUGUGUGUGAAUCUGUGUAAAUAAAAUAAUUAAUAAAUAAUUCCAUUGGUACUGACACACUGGUGUGUGCGGUACAGAGCUGCAGUCAGACUGAUGUGUAAAAUAAAAAUACACUGAUGUAUUUAUUUGGAGAUGAAUGUUUAUGACAUCUUUAUGCAAUGACCACCGACGCCUUGACGUGAUCACAUGACUCCGCGGUCACGAUCACAUGACACCUCAAAACCACCUGAAUGUCUGUAACUCUGCUCUGUAACAAAUGGAAAAUAAACAUGAAUAAAACAAA
Clarias gariepinus (North African catfish) is the source of this 690-nucleotide messenger RNA. It is a transcript of the gene coxfa4l3, whose product is annotated as chromosome 7 C15orf48 homolog. The record is from RefSeq and is a predicted model, not a curated record. The transcript has 5 exons. Lineage: Eukaryota; Metazoa; Chordata; Actinopteri; Siluriformes; Clariidae. The coding region runs from base 99 to 362 and encodes 87 amino acids.